Molecule: messenger RNA, 5533 nt
Organism: Pipra filicauda (Wire-tailed manakin)
Lineage: Eukaryota; Metazoa; Chordata; Aves; Passeriformes; Pipridae
Gene: SELENOO
Product: selenoprotein O
Exons: 19
Coding region: 129-1835 (568 amino acids)
Source: RefSeq, a predicted model, not a curated record
GGCCGGGCGCCGACGGGGACGCCCGGGCAGCGGGCACCGCGCGCUGCUUGUGCCUCUCGCCGCCUUCUCUUAGAAGGAGGGAGACCUCAGGGCCAGUGUCUUUGGGGACUCGCUGAAGGUUUGGGGACAUGUGGUGGCCCCCCUGGCUGGCCGCCUGUCUGGCGUGGGGCUGUGUGGCCGCGCUGUGCGGCUCCCGCGGGCUCUGCCUGGCCCCGAACGCCUCCCGCCCCGAGCCGGGGCAGUGCCCGCGGCGCCGGGGGGCGGCGGAUCUCUGCGCCUGGGCCUUGUCCUCCGACAGCCUCCUAGAUCCUUUUCCAGUUGAUGUGAUCCAGGAAAAUUAUGUCCGUAAUGUGAGAAACUGCAUUUUUUCAAUUGUUUAUCCUACACCUUUUAAAUCUAGAGUUCGUCUUGUAGCUGUUUCAAAGGAAGUUAUUGAAAAUAUUUUGGAUCUUGAUAUAUCUGUCAAAGGAACAUCUGAUUUUCUUGAGUUCGUCAGUGGUGGGAAAGUGAUACUUGGGUCUGUUCCAUUGGCCCAUAGAUAUGGGGGUCACCAGUUUGGUACCUGGGCAGGUCAGCUGGGGGAUGGAAGAGCCCACUUGGUUGGAGUAUAUACAAACAGGCAUGGUGAGAGGUGGGAACUGCAGUUGAAAGGGUCAGGAAAGACCCCAUACUCCAGGAAUGGGGAUGGAAGAGCUGUGCUUCGCUCUUCUGUUAGAGAGUUUUUAUGUAGUGAGGCCAUGCACUAUCUUGGAAUUCCUACAAGCAGAGCUGCUAGCUUAGUUGUAAGUGAUGAUGAUGUGUGGAGAGACCAGUUUUACAAUGGAAACAUUAAGAAAGAAAGAGGUGCAAUAGUGCUACGUCUUGCCAAGUCAUGGUUUCGUAUAGGAUCCUUAGAAAUCUUAGCUCAUUCGGGGGAACUGGACUUACAAAGAAGAUUACUGGACUUUGUCAUCCAGGAACAUUUUCCAUCAAUAGCUAUGAAUGAUUCAAAUAGAUAUCUGGAAUUUUUCUCUACAGUCGUAUCAGAGACUGCAAAUCUGAUUGCAUUGUGGAUGUCUGUGGGGUUUGCACAUGGUGUGUGCAAUACAGAUAACUUCAGUUUAUUGUCCAUAACAAUAGAUUAUGGUCCGUUUGGAUUUAUGGAGUCCUAUGACCCAAAUUUUGUUCCAAACACAUCUGAUGAUGAAAGGAGAUAUAAAAUAGGAAAUCAGGCAAAUGUUGGGCUGUUUAAUCUGAGCAAGCUCUUACAAGCCCUAAAACCUUUAUUGGAUCCCAGGCAAAAGCAUCUAGCUUCCCAGAUUUUGGAGGGGUAUGGUGAGCGCUAUUACAGCCGUUUCACAGAACUAUUCAAAGCAAAAUUGGGUCUUCUUGGGGAGAAUGAGAAUGAUAACUAUUUGAUUGCUUUCCUCUUGAAAAUUAUGGAAGAUACCAAGGCUGAUUUUACAAUGACAUUUCGAGAACUGAGUGAAAUUACUGAAGACCAGUUAAGGGAGCUCCAUAUUCCUGAGGAGUUCUGGACUCUCCAGGAUCUGAGUAAACACAAAUUAUUUUCAGAAUGGGUUACUAUGUACCUCUUGAGAUUAAAACAUAACAAGGGUGAUUCAGACAGCAAAAGAAGAACAAGAAUGACAACUGUUAAUCCGAGAUACAUACUUAGGAAUUGGAUGGCAGAAUCAGCAGUGCAAAAAUCUAAUUUGAAUGACUUCUCUGAGGUCCGUCUCCUCGAGCAGGUUUUACAACAUCCCUUCCAGAGACAGGAGGCUGCAGAGCGAGCAGGCUACUCCCUGCGCCCCCCAGCUUGGGCCAAGGACCUGAAAGUAAGCUGUUCAUCCUGAGAGAAAUUUGAACAAGGAAGAAAAAUGAUUCAGGUCGAAGCUCAGGCCUUCAAAUAGGAUUAAUGGACCAAGCCACAAGAACUCUUCUCCCUUAUACUUUGUGGACUGGAAUCUGCUACUUUGUUAGGCAAGAUAAGGUCUUGACCAAUUUUUGUUGAAGUCUGAAGAUUAAGGAAAUGGAUCAGUAUGUGUGGUUGCAUCAGCCAAUUAUAUUGGUGUUGAUAACUCUGCCUUUCACAUUCUUCUGUGCAUUACUUUGAGUAACAAUAUUUAAGUUCUGCCAAGCUGUCACACUUAACCUCUCAGAAUUCAUAGCUGAUCAGGUGGGUCUCAAUAGCUUUUACUGACUGAUCAAUUUAAAAUCCAUCUAAGCUAGUUUUAAUAAUGUGGUAUUUUGAUUAAUUUUCUUCUUGCUGUUACGCACUGGUCAAAUAUCAUUGCAUUCUGCAGACAUACAUUUUCUUAAGUCUUUUGCAGAGCUGGCACAGGGGAUCAUCUUACACUUAUACCUUGACAUCUUUUCUCUUUCUGAUCUUCUUUUGUCCCAUUAAACUGACAAUAGAGAUUUAAAGAAAAUUCAGUUAAAUAGUGAGCAAAGAUGUCUGUCUUGGGAGUGACUUAUCCCAGAAUAAAUUUUGGUGUCUUUGCUGGUGUCAGGUGCCUAUCAAGCAUGGGUCACUGCUCUUUGAAAGUGUAUCUUUUGAUACUAGUAGAAGAUUGUUGGUGCAUGCAUAAAAAGCCUCAGGAAAAUUUUACCAAUUGGAUCUGGAAAAGGAUUGUCUUGGAAAUAUCUCACUAUGUAUGUAGUCAGGUAAAUAUAGCUUUUCUAUUCAGCCACCUUAUUUUGUAAGGGACUUACAAAAAUCUUGCAGGGAAAGUAUUUAAAGGUCUUUGAGCCCUAGGUCUUGCUAUUUAUCCUUGUUUGAUACUCUAGUUCCACAAAAUUUAGUGUAUAAUUAAGGCAAAAUUAAUACAUCAGCAAUCAUGUCUAACACUAUGCUAGAAAAUUUACAGAAAAAAAUCACUUAUCUGAGGGCUUGUUACUUCUUGAUGUUACCUUGUCUGUUCCCAAAUCCCAAAUGGAUUGUUUUAGGAUCUAUUAGUGGUAUAAUUAAAAUUUCACAAAUCUAUUUCUAGAAAUAUAAUUAGUGUGGAAAAAAAAUUUAUUAGAAAUCUUUUAGGAACUAAAAAAAUAUUUGAAUGCCUUUACUUCUUAGCUAUAAUCAACACGAUUACUCAGGGUGGUUUCCCCUCAGGUAUACAGCUGUUCAAAUGUAAAUGCAGUUGUUCAAAUGUAAAUAGUAUCAUAAUGGGAGGCACAAAACAGAUAUUUACAGUUUUCUGAAAUUCCAGUCUGAAGUUUAAGCAACUUAGGCAAGUUCAGCCUGGGUUAGCAUUCCUUGUGCAGGUAGAAAGUGCUCUCCUUGGAUCACUGGGAUCAGUGUUUGAGCUGGCACCACCUCCAGACCAAAGGUUUGGGCUGCUGGGGGCCUGUUGAAACCCUUUAGCACUGGACUGUGUUCCAGUUGAAACCCUGGCACUGAUGCAUCUUCUCGACAAUUCCAAGCAAAAUGGUGUUGUGAGGAAACGUGUGAACGUCAGCAUUACCACCUAAGGGGGAGUGGGUUGCACUCAAGUAAGUGAUGAUUUAAAGAAUGUUUUUGUGUCUGCAGGGGAAAUGCAGCAGCACUGCAGCUUGAGCCCUGGUUUCCAAUUAGGUGAAAGGGGAGAUCUCCAAUUCAUGUUUUACCAAAUGUCUGGGAAGUUUCUGUUUUGUGGGGGCCAAACAUGGCUGCCUGUACAUCUUUAUCUUAUAGAUUAACUGCAUAAAUACAGAGCAUUUUUAUAUUGCAUUUUUCUUCAAAGUGUUUUAUAAAUGUUGAAUCCUAUUAGGGGCAAGUCAGCCUCUGCAUCACCCACAGGUACAGGUAAAGAAAGCCUCCAGCAUCACCAUCCACAUCUGGUAAAACCAGAGCAGCCCAAAUGAGAGCUGUUUUACAAGCAGUGGCAUGUACUGCUCCCUGUGAGGCUUCUCAGGUUCUUAAAAAAAUGUCUGAGAGAAUGAAGCAAGCCCUGAAAGUUGGUUUCACGUAUUCCUGUGGCUGCGGAGAGUAGGUCAGCUCUCUCUCUUCUCCAGGAGUUCAUUCAUGGACUCAGUCAUGUCUUCUUUCCUGGAUUUAUGUGAAGGCAAAUCUCCAUUUUCUUUCCCCUAGUUUUACCAUGAGUUUACGUAAUCUGAUUUUAGUAACUAUUCUGAUUUCAUAAUAGUCAGUACUGACUGUUAAAGGUGAUCACACUGCCUUAGAAUAUUCCCCAAGACCAUGAGAAUUCCUAAGUCUUAAUGAUACCUAAUCUGUUCUGUGUGUUUCCCUCGAACAGAAUAUGCAUAUUUCCCAGUUCCUGUGAGACUGUCAAGGAUAACUGCUAAAUAAUAGUUCUGUUCUGUAGUUUUGCCACUAUCCAUUUAAGUUUCUACUUUUCCACUCUCAAAGUGCCUGGCAAAGAGUGCAUGAAAAACACAAAGCAGAUGGUUAUCCCAACACUACCUUUUAACUAGGUUUGGUAGAAUUAGAGAAAUGAGCCCACAUUGUGCUCAGCAUUUGGUACCAUGUCCCUUUCCACUUCCAGGUUUUAAUCAUUAUGGUUUAUUAUGAUAAUGCAAACAUUAAUACUGUGUUUGAUGAUAUAUUCCCUCAAAUCCUUGGCUACCACCUGUCUUUCUGGAGCUGCUUCUUCCCUCAUGUUACAUGAACAGAGCAGUGAUGCAAGAACAGAUGGGGAAUAACAAUACUGGGGUUGGUAAUCAAACAGGUGUGCUCAGUCCGUGCUCUUAUGCUCUUUCUGUACUGGAGGACAAUUUUGAAGGGACAGCAGUGCUGAUCCCCCACAUAUGGACUUUUCCACAUGACUCUAACCUUUCUAAUCCUAAGGACUGAUGAAAAAGCGAUGUCUUGAAGGAGGUCCUUCUUCCAGAUUAGAGAUGUAAGAGCCCAAAGGAGAUGGCAGCUGCUGAGACUGCUUCCAUUUGAGGUAUGGAGAAAGGUUAAAAAUAACAUGCUGCAAAAUACUGUAAGCUCUAGUGAUAUACAUACAGCCAUCAUCUACAGACCAUUUGUAUGGCAAUAGGUUAGACAGAGGUGGAAGGAUUAACUUCUAUUUUUACAAAUGCUUUGAAUUACACCAUUGGAAGAUCUUUUUGUAUUUUGCAGCAUGUUUUGGUACCAGAUCAAGCUAAAUAAUUGUGUAUCAUUAAGAUGGCAGCUUUGUUCUUUGAAUGGAGUUUAAAUCUUACAUUUCAGAAAUUCAGUGCUACCAUGUACAUACACAAAGUAGUUGAUAGAGGUCUAAUCAUCACAGCAUUUUAUUUGAUUUCUGGAGUUCUCUAUAGGCCUUAAUUCUUUUUUGUUUUGAAGAAAGUUCAAUUUCUUUUGUGUAAGAUUAAGUGAAAGAGUUACAAUUGCAGAUGUAAAUUGUAUAAAAUUGAGUUUAUUGUGCUGUAACAAAAAAGAAGGGAGGAAAUAGGGUGAGAGGCUGAACGUUCUGAUGAGAAGAGUGAAUGCUAGAAAAGCCUUGUAGAAGUCUCAGUGCUUUUUUGAAUCAGAGAAAUUAGCUUAUUGUGCAACAUUUUUCUAAGGACAUGUCCCACUUUAUUUUGAUGCUGUGUGUAUAUUUCAUAAAAUUAAUUUGAUUUAAAAAUA